Molecule: messenger RNA, 636 nt
Organism: Ectocarpus sp. CCAP 1310/34
Lineage: Eukaryota; Phaeophyceae; Ectocarpales; Ectocarpaceae
Source: the annotation of a GenBank genome assembly
AUCGAUUCGGGUCUUUUUUCACCGAUUCGUAAUUUUUAACACGGAACCGGUUCCGGGUUUUCCAUUGGUUCUAAUCGGCAGAGGGGCGCCUUUUUUUCAAAAAUCCCGGAAAGCGUCGAUGCCGACGUACACACACCGGUCACGACCAGGCGAGGGGCCCGAGGAAUACCACAGCAGACGCGAUAAACCCACACUAUGAACAACAACGCUGUAGCAGCGGCAGGCCGGCCAUCUAGAUCGAAAUCGGUGCCUCUGAGACUGCAGGAUGCAGGUGAAAGUGGUGCUGCUGCUGGGCAUGGGGUCGCCCAGACCGCGCCUGCUGGCGCGGCACAGCGGGCACCGAGCGGCAUGGCCCGCCAGGCCGUUCACAGCAGGGUUACCCCCCAUGCCGGUACACAACAGGGGGUGCCACCUGGCGCGGUGAUGAUGCCGGGCUUCUCGGACGACGCUGAUCGGCAAGCUCGUCAGGCGGCCUUAGUAAAGGUUCUGAACGACAAGCAAUUUGGCGACGCCCCACAAAAAAGUUGGACUGANUCGUUGGGCAGGGGCGUCACCCGCGGCGGGAGCUUAAAGUUUUCACGGGUGUGUUCUGGAGGGUACUCACAUACCUGUACCGGGGGUAAUUACCCUCUGUAA